Thamnophis elegans (Western terrestrial garter snake) is the source of this 5699-nucleotide messenger RNA. It is a transcript of the gene SP3, whose product is annotated as Sp3 transcription factor. The transcript is spliced from 7 exons. Gene Ontology annotation, biological process: regulation of transcription by RNA polymerase II. Gene Ontology annotation, molecular function: RNA polymerase II cis-regulatory region sequence-specific DNA binding; DNA-binding transcription factor activity, RNA polymerase II-specific. The coding region runs from base 1949 to 4276 and encodes 775 amino acids. NCBI's taxonomy places the organism in Eukaryota, Metazoa, Chordata, Lepidosauria, Squamata, Natricidae. The record is from RefSeq and is a predicted model, not a curated record.
GAACACCCAAAACUUCUGGAGACAAGUCAUUCCACUGAUGGUUCUAAUUGUCAAGAAAUUUCUCCUCAGUUCUAGUUUGGGUCUCUCCUUGAGAUAAUAUGCAUAAUGAUUCAGUUGUAAUGCAACUUUUAAAAUUGAUCUUUACUUUAUAUACUGCCUGGGGAAUUGAAGUCCACAUAAUCUCUAAAAGUUCCUGAGGUUGAGAAACAUUGAUGUAGAUGACAGUCUUCAUAAAGGAAUGUUAAAUAUUUAUCUAGCUUUGUAAUCUUGUUUACAAAACCAAAAUAGCAGGAAAUGAACCUCUCAAAAAGUGGGUCUUUCAAGAAACAGGUUUAGAAUUAAGACUAUGACCCAUUUAACUCCAAGUAAAACACACAGCAUUCUACAUGGCAGAUUGAGAUUUCAGGGUUAAGUCCAAGUGAAAUUCAGUAAAAUUCAGUAACUUUAAAAAAAUCCUAAAAUGGAUGCUCUGAUAUACUUUUUUAGAGUGAGAUUUCUAGCAAUGGAAAAACCCAAUGUAGAUAUGAAAAUAUCUUCUAAACCAAAGUUUCAUUUUAAGAAAAUGACUUUACUUCAUUGGAGAAUUAACCCCAGAACACUUAGAACCAAAGGUAAUUUCUCCAGAGGAAGAUGCAAUUGUUUCUCAGAGGAACAAUUCAUAAAUAUUAAUCCCAAUGGAAGUUUUGUUAUUCAGUUUUAAAAUGUGGAUUGGGCCUUUAGUUCUAAGCUAGUUCUUUUAAAUAAAGUAACUCUGACGUGUCUUACUACACUAUUUACCAAGCUCAGUGACAGAUUGUUCUGAAAAAUCUGAGAACUGGGGCGUUAUUUUAAAAACAAUGGCUAGGGGAAAAAAGGGAGGGAUGGAAAGGCCAGCUCCAUUAGAGAACACACGAAGAAAAGGACCCUUUGGGGCCUCAGUUUGAGGCAAAUCUGUGAUCCCAAAACGGACCACCUGAUAUUUCAAUGGGGAGGUUUGUGUUCCUUCGCACUUCUUCUUCCUCCUUGUCCUUCCUAUAUAGGGCAAUGGCUGCGCGGCUUCCCUCCACCGAGUCCGCUGCCAGGAGCAGCUAAGGGGCGUCCGAGAGAGCGGAGUUUCCAAUCUCUCCCCACGGACAACCCAUCCUAGCGCUCCCGGCCUUUCCGCAGGGCAAGGGGAAAAUCAGUGGCGGACAGAGCAAGCGAAGGCCCUCCGCCUUAAGUGGGCACUUAACACAGACUCUACGGGUGUCUUUUAGAGCGAAGCGGUCCCGCCAUGAGGCUUCUGCCCGUCCCGCCGUGAGGCGAGCAAAACCCCGGUCUCCUUCCCCCCGCAGCGCGGCUCCUCUGAGAAGGCCGCGCUCAUUGUCUCUCACACAAACCCUGGCAAACAGGAAGCCACCUCGGCAAGGGAGGAGAGCGGGGGGAGCACCCGCAGCGUAGGAGCGACAGCCCGGGCCAACCAGUGGCGGCGCGGAGCUCGGCAGACCGCAGCCAAUCAGCUGACGGGAGCGUCUUGGGAAGGCGGAAGUUCCGGGCUAGCGGGCAAGGCGGCGGUGGUGGUGGCGGAGUCGGCCGGGCCCCCUCUUCCCUUGCUGCAAGCCCCACCUUUCGGCUUCCUCGCACCGUCAAUCAAAAUAGGGGAAAACCCCGGAGUGGGCUCCAGGCCGCCGCCACCACCUCCUCCACCAGCAGCACCGCCGCUGCCGCCCGCGCGCACCAUAAGCAUGUCCCCGGCAGCAGCCGCGGCCGCCUCGCCUUAGUGGCGGCAGAAGCAGCAACAGCGGCGGCGGCGGCGCGAGCGGGGCCUGCGCGCGCCGGGGGGGGGGGAAGAGAGAGAGAGCGCGAGCCAGCCGCCAACCAGCCAGCCAGCGCUCGCUCGCUCUCCUUCCUUCCUUCCUGCCUCUCUCUCGCUCCCUCCCCGCCUGCCAAGUCGGCAGAAGGCGCCCCUGGCCGCUGGCUCCUCCGCGCCAUGACGGCUCCCGAGAAGCCCGUGAAACAAGAGGAAAUGGCUGCCUUGGACGUGGACAGUAGCAGCGGCGGCGGCGGCCCCCACGGCGACUAUUUGCAGCAGGGAAACGGGGCCUCGGCAGCCACUUCGGCCGACGCCUCUGACGAGGCCGGAACUCCCCAGGACACCCAGCCGUCGCCGCUGGCGCUAUUGGCGGCUACCUGCAGCAAGAUCGGGCCGCCGUCACCGGAGGAGGACGACGCCGCUUCUCCAUCUGCCGGAGCGACAGGAGAUUUGGCCUCUGUACAGUUAGCAGGAACGCCAAAUAGAUGGGAGGUGUUGUCUGCUACACCGACAACUAUUAAAGAUGAAGCUGGCAACAUAGUACAGAUCCCAGGGGCUGCCACAGUAACUUCAAGUGGACAAUACGUUCUUCCUCUUCAAAGUCUGCAGAAUCAGCAGAUAUUUUCUGUUGCACCUGGUUCGGAUUCAUCAAAUGGUACUGUGUCCAAUGUCCAGUAUCAAGUAAUACCCCAGAUACAGACAGCUGAUGGUCAGCAGGUUCAGCUUGGUUUUGCAGCCUCUUCUGAUAAUGGUAGUGUGAAUCAAGAAACUGGUCAAAUUCAGAUCAUUCCUGGCUCCAAUCAAACCAUUAUUGCCUCUGGAACAUCCUCUAGUAACAUUCAGAAUAUUUUAUCACAGACUGGUCAAGUCCAAGGGGUCACAAUUGGUGAUUCUUCUUUUCCUGGGCAAGCACAGGUAGUUGCUAAUGUUCCUCUUGGACUGCCAGGAAACAUCGCAUUUGUUCCCAUCAAUAGCGUUGACCUAGAUUCUCUGGGACUAAGUGGUUCUCAAACCAUGACUGCAGGCAUUAAUGCCGAUGGACACUUGAUAAGCACUGCACAGGCAAUGGAUAGUUCGGACACUUCUGAUAGGACUGCAGAACAGGUUUCUCCUGAAAUGACGGAAACAACCACCGAUACAGACUUAUUUGUGCCAACAUCGUCAUCCUCACAACAAUUGCCUGUAACCAUAGACAAUACUAGCAUAUUAGAACAAAAUUCAAACAGUUUGCCCUCCACUAGCGGGCAGGUCCAUAGUUCAGAUCUUCAGGGAAAUUACAUCCAAACAUCUGUCUCGGAGGAGACACAGGCCCAGAAUAUUCAGGUCUCAACAGCACAGCCUAUUGUACAACAUAUACAGCUUCAAGAAUCUCAACAAACGACGAGUCAGGCUCAGAUUGUACAAGGUAUUGCGCAACAGACAAUCCAUGGUGUGCAAGCCAGCCAAAGUAUAUCACAACAGGCUUUACAGAAUCUUCAGCUUCAGUUGAACCCUGGAACUUUUUUAAUUCAGGCACAGACAGUGACCCCAUCUGGGCAAAUAACUUGGCAAACAUUUCAAGUCCAAGGAGUACAGAACUUGCAGAACUUGCAGCUUCAAAAUGCUCCUGGCCAACAAAUAACAUUGACACCUGUGCAGACCCUCACUCUUGGUCAAGUUGCAGCAGGUGGGGCCUUGACUUCGACACCUGUUAGUCUAAGUACUGCUCAGUUGCCAAACCUACAAACAGUUACAAUAAAUUCCAUAGACUCUGGAGGUAUUCAACUGCAUCCCGGAGAAAAUGCUGACAGUCCUGCAGAUAUUAGGAUUAAAGAAGAGGAGCCUGAUCCCGAAGAAUGGCAGCUUGGUGGUGAUUCUACACUGAAUACCAAUGACCUGACACAUUUGCGGGUGCAGGUGGUGGAUGAAGAAGGGGACCAGCCGCAUCAAGAAGGAAAAAGAUUGCGAAGAGUAGCUUGCACUUGCCCUAAUUGUAAAGAAGGUGGUGGAAGAGGCACCAAUUUGGGAAAGAAGAAACAACACAUCUGUCACAUACCAGGAUGUGGGAAAGUCUAUGGAAAAACAUCACAUUUGAGAGCUCAUCUUCGUUGGCAUUCUGGAGAGCGUCCAUUUAUUUGUACGUGGAUGUUUUGUGGGAAAAGAUUUACCCGUAGUGAUGAGCUACAGCGACACAGGAGAACACAUACAGGUGAAAAGAAAUUCGUCUGUCCAGAAUGUUCCAAGCGCUUCAUGAGAAGUGAUCAUCUUGCCAAACACAUUAAAACCCAUCAAAAUAAAAAAGCUAUUCAUGCUAGCAGUACAGUGCUUGCAUCGGUCGAAGCAACACCAGAGGAUACUUUGAUUACUGCAGGCGGAACAACGCUUAUCCUUGCUAAUAUUCAACAAGGUUCUGUUUCAGGGAUAGGAACUGUUAAUACAUCUGGCACCAGCAAUCAAGAUAUUCUUACCAAUGCUGAAAUACCUUUACAGCUUGUUACCGUUUCCGGAAAUGAGACAAUGGAAUAAAUAUACACAAAAUACCUAUUAAUUGUGGUUAUUUUUAUACAGUAGUGAGAAGAAUAUUGUUCCUAAGUUCUUAGAUAUCUUUUUAUUGAUGUGCAAAAAUUUUUGGAUUGACAGUAACUUGGUUAUACAUGACACUGAAAUGCCUUACUUUGUAUGAUAUUCCAUAGUAUAUUAAAAUGGUAAAAUUGCAUGAGUUUUGUAGGUACUUUUGGAAUCUAGAAGAGAUUAAAUUUUACCAACUUGUAUAAAAAGAAAUUUAACAAUGGAAAUGGUAGUCUAAUCAAAUGCAUCAAUCCUUUGUGGUUUAGUGUAAAAAUGAGAACAUGUUGGUAUUUAUCUAUUGUAAGAUAAAAGUUGAUUGGUGAAAAGAAAUCAUGUUAUGAUAAAAGAAAUUUUGUAAUUUUCUUGACUGGAAUUUUUAUUAUGCAUAACUGACAAAUCAAGUUUCCAAGCAAAUAUUUCAUUGUACAGGCUUUACUUAGCUCAUCAAGUUGUCAUUUUGAAGCUAAUUAUUUUAAUUAGGUUAACUAUGUACAAUAUUUUAAGCAUUACUCUUGUAAGAUUUUGAAAAUUACAUUUUAACAUGGAGCUCUAGGGUUAGUCACCUUUUAAAUCCUGUUGAAAAGCCAUGUUUAAAGUUUAAUUUUGCCAAAAUAAUGUCUUGUUAAUAAUAUUCUUUAAGUGACUCAUUUGGGCAAUAUAACUGAUGUUUAAAAUUAUUCAAGGCUUAAAUAAAAAUAAGUUGCUGCAUUUUGGGUGAUGAAACAAAAAUAAAGAUACCCUUUUCUUGAAUAUUGGAGGACCAAAAAUUAAGGGUAUCCAUGUCAAUUGCAAUUUUUAUCUAACUUUGUCUCCAAAUACAUCUGUCUGCCAGGGCCUUAAAAGCCAUCAUGUAAAUUAUCAGUAAAAAAGACACAUAAGCACUCAGACACGCACACACACACACAUAUACAAAUGCAAAUAAUAGAAAAUCAUUUCUAUAGGGACAAUAGUCCAUAUUAAUAUUAGUGAUAGUGGAAUAAGGGUUUUACAACGCUUUUUUCUGCCAAGCUUUGGUUAGUUGAGCUGCAUUUAAAUAUCCACAUCUUUCCUUUAUGCUUCCCUUAAAUUGUAUGUAUCCAGUACAUUUAACUGAUAAACAUAUAUGUUUUUUAUUAAGCUGAUUUUUUUAUUUUUAAUUACUGUUUAUAUUUUCAACUAUAAAAAAUGUACACUCUUAAUUUGCAUAGCCAAGUCUGUAAGUGCUCUACCCGUUUUACAAAAAAAAAAGUACAAUAAUUGCAACAGUUCACUAUUUACAAACAUUUGGAAAAUCUGUUCAUUUGUUCAAACCACCUCAAAUUUAAAGGUUACCUUAUUGUACGUUUAAAGUGUAUUAUAACAGUGUGGUAGUUAAUAAAACACUAUUUUUUUUUCCUUUUGA